AUGGCCGAUAUUCACAUUUAUUUUGGUUCCCAAUCUGGCACAGCCGAAAGCUUCAGCGAAGAUCUCAAAGAAGAGGUGGAGCAAAAUGGAAUGACAGCAGAGGUGCAUGACUUGCAAAAUUUCACUCCCGAGGGAUUUGCAGAGACAGACAUUGCAGUCAUGGUUGUUGCAACUUAUGGAGAUGGGGAACCUUCAGACAACGCAGUUGCGUUCCACAAAUGGGUAAUGAACCCCAAACAUGAUGGAGCUUUGAAAGGGCAGCGCUUCACAGUGAUGGGUUUAGGUGAUAUGAAUUAUUCGCGCUUCAACAAUAUGGGACAGCUGACAGACCUCAAUUUGGAGCGCUUGGGGGCAACACGAAUUUACAAACGAGGAAUUGGGGACGACAGUCAAGAUAUUGUAGAGGAUUUUGAGAAGUGGAGGAAUGGCGGGCUCAUGGAGAAAUUGAAGGAGGCAGUCGAAGAAGUGAAGAAGGAAGGACCUCGUGCACCAAAGACAGCAAAGACAGAGAAUGGAAGCAACGGACGCAAUGGAAGCAAGGAAUCAACCUUGCCUUUUGGUACUCCAAAAUUGGAGUUGGCAAAAUCUGGUGCAGUUCUUCCAGCUGAAAGCUCUCAAGAGCCGACUGAUGUGAACGCACGAUUCUAUUUCGAAGCUGAGAAAACCAAGAUCGCAAAGGUGAAAGAAUUGCGGCAAUUACGAAGCCUUGAUGAGGGUCUUUCAACGAUGGAGGUGGAAAUCGAGGCAAGCGGAAGCCUGCAAGACUACACAACUGCUGGUACUCUUGCCUUACUGCCAAGAAACAGUUCGAUGGAUGUUGUUGCAAUGCUGCAGCUUUUUGGCCUGGCUGAAGUGGACCUCAGCAGGCAGCUGACCUUCAAAGCAGUAGAAGGUGAAGGCAUGCAGGUGAAGAAACCUUUUCCUACACCGUGCAGUCUUGGAGAUGCUCUUUUCAUGUACUGCGACCUUGCCCGGCCCCCAAACAAAAAGAUGCUGUCAGCAAUGCAGGAUAAGCUGACAGGUGAAGCAAAAGACUGCGUAGGCAAACUCUUGGCCGAUGCAGACGCAUUGAAGAUGUUGCAGUCCGAUGCUGCCUGUUGUCGUAUGCAUGAAUUUUGGGCGCUGAUGGGUGUCACAGGAAUCGAUUUGGGAGACUUCUUGCUGAGCUGUCCACGUCAGCGGCCUCGCGAAUACACAAUUGCUUCAUCUCCCGCCGCGGCUCCAAAACGAAUCACAUUGUGCGUCAGCCUCACUAGCCAUGAUGCAGACUUGAAAGAUUUUUCCGAGAAAUUGGUCUCAGCUGGUUGCCUACCGUCAGCUUCGUCUUCAGCGAAGGAGCUGCGGCGCAAGAGUCUGGGUGGCUGCAGGUUUCAGGGGCUUUGCUCUCGCUGGAUCUCUACGGACCUUCAAGAAGGUGACACGGUCCUUGCAAAGCAGCACUCCUCCACUUUGAAACUACCCAGCAAGGAUGUUCCGGUAGUCAUGGUUGGAGCUGGUGCUGGGAUUGCUCCAUUUCGUGGCUUUUGGGAGGAUUUGCGACGUGGCCCACAAGUGGCACCAGCGGCACUUUUCUUUGGCUGCCGAAAUCCGGAGCAGGACUGGCUGUUCAAAGAUGAAAUGAAUGCUGCAGUGAAGCUUGGUGGUGGUUGCGCUGCCCUGGCCAGAAUGCAGGUCGGUCCCAAGCGCCCUCUUGCGAGUCUCUUCACAGCCUUCUCACGACCCGGAGGUUCCAAAGAGAAGUGCUACAUUCAGGAUGCAAUUAAGCAGCAAGGAGCCUCUGUCAAGGCGUGGGUCCAGAACAUGGGCGGCCACGUGAUCAUCUGUGGAUCGACGGCAAUGGGCAACGGAGUGCUUGAUGCACUGUCAGAAGUGCUAGAAGGUGGAAAGGAAACAGUCGAAGCAUUGCGACGCGAAGGGCGUAUCAUCGCAGAAAUCAAGCUGCAAUCAGAAGAGGAAUCCAUUUGGUAUAGCAUGAGCCCCGAGCAGGUUGCAACGACCAAAAGCCAUAUGUAUCUUUUGAAUGUUGAUUUGUCCACAGCCCAGACUGGAGAAGUUCUGCUACGCUUGGUCAUUGUCGAUCUGGCACCAAGAGAAGUCUUGCUCUGGUCGCUCUGGUCGAAUUUCACCAUGACACCACAUGAGCAUAUGCCUAUCGAGAUCACUUCCAUUUUACUGGGUGGCGGUGGUGUUGCGAUCCUUGCAAUGUUGGGUCCUCGCACGACAAAUUUGGCAGCUCGGAAUACGGAGAGCCAUUGUCAGAAGGCUGUGACUGCACAAAGGAGCCGGCAUACCAAAGUGGAGCAAAAGGCACCCACGGUGUGGGGGCGCAGUGUUCCUGCUUUCGUGGCUCUUCUUGCUGCCCGGGGUACCCGAACCCGAUUGGUCCGAGCGGCGGCGAAUGAUCGGUUCGAGUUUAAUGAUCGCCUAUGGAAUCAGUUCCUUCGGAUUGCUCAGCCGUAUUUCCUUCCAUUUACGGAGAAGGAGGAGGAAGGUCCUGGCUUCCUUGCCCUGAUUGCAGCGUUGCUGAUCGGUGUGGUGGGUGGCACUUUCUUCCUUGCCUUGGCUGCUGGCUCUGCUGCCCAAGCACUUCUGCAAGUUCCUGAAGGUCUCACAGCGACCUUGACCUCAAUGACGCAGGCUCCUUUUGUGAUCGCUGCCGCGGUUGCUGUGAUGAUAGCGGCUGCAGCUUUCCUCAGCGGACGUCACCGCUUGGAGGGCCGGUGGCAACAGUGGGGUCUUCUUGCAUUGCUCCUAUUUCUGCUCUUCUGUGUGACUGGCUUGAAUGUCCUUUUGAGCUAUGUGUUUCGCACGAUUGACAAUGUUCUGGUAGCAAAGAAUGCAGCUGGUUUCUACGAACAACUAGGGGUAUUUGCUGGAGCACUUGUGGUGGCAGUACCUGUGAUUAGUGGAUACCGCUAUGUUCGGUUGACGCUGGGUCGAUACUGGCGGCAAGAUCUCACCGAGUUGUUCUUGGAGAAGUAUUUGUCGAAUCGAUCCUUUUACUUGCUUGACUCGAAUUCACAAAGCACUGACGCCGACAAUCCAGACCAACGUAUCUCCGAGGAUGUGAAUUAUUUCACCAAAGUCACCUUGGACUUUCUGUUGGAUGUGUUGGACAGUAUUUUGAACCUGAUCUCUUUCUCUGCCAUUCUUUGGUCAACUUCACAAACACUGACCGGAGCCCUUGCGAUUUAUGCACUUGUUGGGACCUACAUUGCAGUUUUCCUUGGAGGACGCUUGGUUGGUCUCAACUACCAACAGCUUCGUUUGCAGGCAGAUUUCCGCUACAGUUUGGUCCAUAUCAGGGAUAAUGCGGAAGCAAUAGCCUUCUACGGGGGCGAGAAGCGGGAGCAGGGCGAGGUCACCGGGAAACUGGAUGCAGCUUUGAGAAACUACGAUAGCUUGAUUACGUGGGAGACGGGGCUUUCCGCAUACCAGAAGGCUUUCUUCUACUUAGCACGGCUUGUCCCCUACUCUGUGCUUGGCGGGCUCUACUUCUCCGGGCAGGUAGACUUUGGAACCCUUGGCCAAGCACAGUUUGCCUUCAGCAUGGUCCUGGGUUCCGUGACCAUCAUCGUCUCGCGCAUACAGGAGAUUUCCCGCUUCUCGGCUGGUAUCUCCCGCCUGGGCGCCUUCUGGCAGGCUCUGGCACCUGACGUGCACACAGAGCAGCACAAAAUUCACACGACAGAAGGAUCCGGACUCCAACUGAAUAUGACGCUCUACACUCCAGAUGGAUCAAGGCUUUUGGUUGAGGGCCUCGAUGUAGCGCUUGCUAGCGCAGGGCCGCAGCGGAGACUUUUGGUUGUGGGCAGCUCUGGAGUUGGCAAAAGCUCAGUUCUGAGGGCGAUUGCUGGACUGUGGACGCGAGGGGAAGGCAGCAUCCUCCGACCAUCUGCAUCGGAGAUGCUCUUCCUUCCACAGAGGCCCUACAUGCCUCUGGGUGACUUGCGAACCCAGCUACUAUAUCCAUCAGAAGGCACGCUGGGACACGUGCCCGAUGAAGAUCUUCGAGAGAUACUUUCCCGGUUUGGCCUCGGUGACCUUCCUGAUCGUUUCGAAGGAGGCUUUGAGGCUGUACAGGAUUGGUCGAGGGUCUUGUCACUCGGGGAGCAGCAGAGACUGGCCGCUGCGCGCUGUCUCACAACGAGGCCUCGCUUGGUAGUUCUGGACGAGGCUACUAGCGCCCUGCCACUACCAGCUGAGCGCAUGGUGUAUGAAGAGUUCUCUGCGGAUGACCGCAUUGAAGGGUAUGUUUCGGUUGGACAUCGGGUCAGCUUGAGCCAGUAUCAUGAUGUCGUGUUGGAAUUACUGGGUGGUGGGAGCUGGAGAAUCCUGACACCGCAGGAGUACGAGGCAACUGCUGCUUUGAGAUAGGCUGCGAGAGGCAGCUGCUUCUGUGCGAUUAGACUGACACAAAUCAAACCUUCGGUGAAAAGUGAACAGACACGGUGCGGAGAAUGGAAAGAGAAAAA
Molecule: messenger RNA, 4475 nt
Organism: Cladocopium goreaui
Lineage: Eukaryota; Dinophyceae; Suessiales; Symbiodiniaceae
Source: the annotation of a GenBank genome assembly